AUGUCGCUGCACGCCUGGGAGUGGGGGGAUGAGGACCAGGUGAGCGUGGGUCCCGCGUCCUCCACGGGCAGCUUUUACCCGUCGGGGAGCGAGUGUGACGUGGAGGAGCACCUGCCGGUCAGGGCCUGGGCCCAGGAGUCGGACACCGACCACCCGUGCAGCAGCGAGUCCUCAGAAGGGCCCGCCAGCACCUUCGACUCCGACGUGCCCCACACCGUCCCCUGCAAGUUCAUCAUCUCGCUGGCCUUCCCAGCGACUGCGGGUCAUAAAGGAAAAUAUUCAAGCUUCGUUGAAAAAUAUAGGAGACACUCUAAAGUGGACAAACCUAUGGCAAAGGUCCGCCAUUACUACCACAUAGAGUACUUCCUCCUGCCCGACGACGGGGAGCCUAAAAAGGUCGACGUGGUGAUGUUUCCAGCCUUGGCCAAAGUGUUCCUGGAUUCGGGAAUAAAGACCAUCAGGCCGUGGCAGGAAGGGGACAAGGUCUGGGUGUCGUGGACCCAAUCUUUUAACAUCAGCGUGACAAAGGAGUUACUAAAGAAAAUAAAUUUCCACAAAAUCACCUUGAGACUCUGGGACACAAAGGACAAGGUUUCAAAAAAAGUCAAGUAUUAUCGAUUAAAGCCUUCUGGAUUUCUGGAAGAUGCAGGAUCUUUUGGUAAGACAGAUAUUGGUCAUUCGGUUUUAAGUCAGAGAAAAUUGUCUGAACAGGGCAUUCACGUCACAGAGGAGCUGCAGGACGACCACGCACCAGGGAAGCCCGAAAAAGCAAGAAAAUGCUUCAAGUCACUGUGGGGUUCUCUCCCCGCAGAAACGGAAGCUCUUCCCAAGACCGCAGAGGACUGUGAGAAGCCCCUCGGGACGGACGAGCUCGCCGCGGUGCAAUGGGAUACUUCAAGACCCGUGUUUUCUUUGGGAGGGGCAACCACGACGGAGAUGAAGGAGUUAAUGGAGAAGCCAUCACUUAGCAGCUUAACAAACUUGUUAGAAAAGCAAACAUUUCAAAUUAAACAGAAAGAAUCAGAUGGGAGAAGGAAAAGCCAGAGGAGAAGGAAGAAAGCUCGAGCGGAGGAGGAGACGGACUCGAGGCUGGCAGGCCGCGGGAAGCAGGGCACCUUCUCCAUCCAGCUGGCGGUGAUGCCACUCCUCGCAGGAUGGCAAACUGUCGUGAGUCGUGGCAGUGGGAGGUCUGCCAACAUCUUAGAUUGUUUCCUGACGCUGAAAACGGAAGUUCCCCUCAUGACCGAAGAGCAAAAGCAGGACUUAAACCCCCUGACCAUAAAGAUCAAGUGUGUGUCCUGCCUCCCGUCACAGCCUGUGUCCGUCUGCGAACUAGAGCGGCUGCGUGUCCCCGUGUACUGCACAUACCAGUUCCACGGGACCCCGGUGCACAGGACUGAGGGCCAGCCCCACGGGACCCACGUCUACUUCCAGGACGUCAACGUCAUCUUCCUGGGGGCCAUGCACCCCAGCGACCUGAGGGAGUACCUGGAGGGCCCCCCCAUGGUGGUGGAAGUUCACGACCGGGACCGCAAGUCAGAGGGGUAUGCCCGCGAGCCCACCCUGUUUGGGGAGGACGCCCUGGAUGCGUACCUCAACCUCCAGGCCCUCAUCUCCCCCAGACAGACAGAGAACAACCCCUUUGAAACCCAAGAUAAGAUGUGGGACCCUUACGGGGUCGCCCAGGUCAGCUUUGCCGACCUCCUCCUCGGCCACAAGUACUUGAACCUGGUCGCCCCCGUCCACAACUGCGAGCCCAAGGCCAUGCACCUGGGCCACGACAGCAGGAGCAGGAAGGUGGUGGGGUUCCGGGUCCCCAGAGACGGGCUGCGGCGCGGCCCGGUGCCCCCGGGGGCCUACCUGGAGGCCAGCUCCGUGCUGAAGCUGCGCGUGGACGUGGCGGUGCCACUGCGGGCCGGGCCCGAGGCCCUGGUUGCUGACCCCAUGGCCUCCCAGUUCGGCCGCGUCAUCUUCGUGGUGGACUCCAGGAAGCGCUCCCUCCUGCACGGCCUCCUGCAGGACGUCACCAUGAUCAAUGCCAGGGCCCUGGCCCUGGACUCCUACCCCCUGGAGUACCUCCAGCAGACCCUGUCCGCCUUUAAGAUGCGGGCGAAGAUCCAGGAGCGGCCGGACCUGGACGUGCUCACUGGCUUCCACCUGCUGGACGGGACGGUGCACCUCCUCAUCCUGGAGGGCUUGGCGGACCGAGGCCUGAGGCGGCUGUGGGAGGGCCACCAGCGCCGGGUCCCGCGCGCGGAGCAGGGCGUCUACAAGGCGCUCUACAACUCGCAGCUGCGCUUCCGCCGCCGCAUCUACGCCGCCCUGGAGAGCAUCCUGUGCCGCGUGCGCCUGUGCCGGCCGCUGGCGCAGCUGGUGCAGCGCGCGGGGCUCUACGUGCGCAGCGCGGUGGCGCCGCCCGCCUUCCAGGCGCUCAGCAGGAUCUACUGCAUCUGCCGUUACAGCACCAGGCUCAGGGAGGUGAUCGCCGGAGACCUGCUGCCCUCCUGCGCCAUGAUCAAGGAGCUGAGCCGGGAGUUCGGGUUGCCCAUUUCCCAGGAAGACCUCACAGAGGGAAAACUGCUGGCCGUGUCCCCUCCUCCUGCCCCCAGCCUGGAGGACUUCCGGAGCCAGCAUUCCACCCUCGCUUCCGAGAUCCAGGCCCACAAGGAGAAGUACCUGCAGUGGCGGAACACCACGAUCCUGAAGAACAGAGACCAGACGAACAGCCUGAUCCAGAAAAACAUCUCAGGGGCCUGCCAGUUAAGCAAGAAGGCUCCCAAGUCUGUGGUGAAGCUCAUCAGGGUGUCAGCCCCGGCCAAGGGCGCGGUCUACAACUACAGUAUCCAGACCCUGAACUCCGCGGAGCUCGCCAAGAAGGAGCUGUAUCGAGAGAUGGCCAAGGAGCCGCGGAGGAGGUUCACGUACUCCCAGAACUACCUCUCAGCCACCGUGGAGCCUCAGGACUCAGAGGCAGAAAGGAGAGAAGCCCAGAGGAAGUCCCGCGAGGCCUGGCUCACACCCAGCGGCUUCCAGGUGGCAGGUCUUCGCCGCACGGCCGGGACCUGUGCCCUGGGGCUGCCGCCCCCCAGCACCGUCACAGAGGAGUGGAGGGAGAAGGCGCUGUUUGCGAACGUGCUGGAGCCGGUGCUGGACAGAGAGAGGUGGGCCUGGGAUCAGCGCCACCAGGACUUCGAUGUGUACACGCGGCCGCCGCCUCUCCUGGAGCUGCCGCCCCUCCCUCCCACCCCAAAGCGCCCAACAGGGGCAGCAGGCGGCAGCGCCAGGCGACAGCGGGACGUGCUGACACUGGCCGCUCCUGCCCCGGGCCUGGCUGCCCCCCUUCAGCACAGGCCCCAGACUCGGGGCUGCAGGCAGAUGCGCCGCUGCCUGGUGCGGGCGCCCAGGGUCGCUGCUGUGGUCACACCCGGCUCGCGGCUCCGGGCCUCCCCAGCACAAGCUCCCUGGGAACCAGACCAGAGCGCGAAGCCCACAAGGGGAGCGCGCCCGGCCGAGUGUGUCCAGCAAGGAACAGCGGGAGCCUGGAUGCGCGUGGAGGGGGCGCGGCGUCGGGCUCGCAGCCCGCACAGCGCCGCGGCGUGGACGCCUCUGCGCGUGGAGCCUCUUCUUCAGCGUGAGGACAAAGGGUCCUGGAAGCCGCCCCCAGAAGGCGGAGCUGAGGGUCCAGACCGUAAAGGCUGGUUCUGA
Molecule: messenger RNA, 3705 nt
Organism: Hippopotamus amphibius kiboko
Lineage: Eukaryota; Metazoa; Chordata; Mammalia; Artiodactyla; Hippopotamidae
Gene: CFAP92
Product: cilia and flagella associated protein 92 (putative)
Exons: 16
Coding region: 1-3705 (1234 amino acids)
Source: RefSeq, a predicted model, not a curated record